Laccaria bicolor S238N-H82 is the source of this 708-nucleotide messenger RNA. RefSeq lists its product as uncharacterized. The transcript is spliced from 6 exons. The record is from RefSeq and is a predicted model, not a curated record. Gene Ontology annotation, molecular function: zinc ion binding; metalloendopeptidase activity. The annotation marks the transcript as partial. Lineage: Eukaryota; Fungi; Basidiomycota; Agaricomycetes; Agaricales; Hydnangiaceae.
GAUAGGGUAUUGCUCUCUGUGCAGCACGAUGGCCUCAAAAAUAAUGCGACUUUCGCAACCCCCGCUGACGGUCAAUCAGGGAAAUGCCAGCUCUGUUCACCAUCCAAAUAUCAGCCCAAGCGCGAUGCAGCGUUUGCCAACGGCAUCAUCAUCCAUGAGUUUACGCAUGGAUUAACCAAUCGUCUGACUGGCGGUGGGACUGCUAGUUGCUUGCAGUCUUUAGAGGCUAAGGGAUUAGGCGAAGGCUGGUCUGAUGCCGUGGCCGAGUACAUUCCCAUCCUCUGGGCGUUCCAGACCUCCGCCCCUAUACAAGCCUUCUCUGCUGGUGUGUGGGUGACGGGGAACACAGGCCGGUGGUAUCCGAAUUCCACGACGUACUCAAGUCUUAAAACGCUAACUGAAGUCCACAAAAUCGGAGCCGUGUGGGCUAACAUCCUACACCAUGUCAACGCAGCCCUGGUUGACAAGUAUGGAUUUUCCGCCACGGCAAUGACCAACCCAGAUGGUAGUGAGGGUAACAUCACAUUCUUUCAUCUCCUCAUCGACGCGUUGGCGCUACAGCCUGUCAAUCCCACUUUCGCAUUCGCGCGCCAAGCAUGGAUCCAAGCGGAUGCGAAUCGAUAUAAUGGUGCAAAUGAAGAAAUUUUAUGGAGCACGUUCGCGAAUCUCGGUCUCGGAGUCGGCGCGGCGGAUUAUAAUGACAGCAAA